Messenger RNA from Cucurbita pepo subsp. pepo (vegetable marrow), 2946 nucleotides. RefSeq names its product protein phosphatase 2C 29. The record is from RefSeq and is a predicted model, not a curated record. Gene Ontology annotation, molecular function: protein serine/threonine phosphatase activity. Lineage: Eukaryota; Viridiplantae; Streptophyta; Magnoliopsida; Cucurbitales; Cucurbitaceae. Gene Ontology annotation, biological process: protein dephosphorylation.
GAGAGAGAGAGAGAGAGAGAGAGAGAGAGAGAGAGAGAGAGACUCGCCGGAAAAGAAAUUUUGGUGCCGUUUACAUCGUCGCCCCUCUUUAGAGCUCACAGAAGUUCGAAUCAAAUGUGAUGGGAAGCGGAGUCUCCAGCCUCUUCUCGUGCCUCAAGCCGGAGACUCGCCCCGCCGCCCAUCACGCCGACAAUCCCGACCUUCUCUUUUCCGCCUCCGACGCUCUCGACGAAACCCUAGGCCACUCCUUCUGCUACGUCCGCUCUUCCAACCGUUUCCUCUCUCCCUCUCAUUCCGAUCGCUUUCUUUCCCCUUCUCACUCCCUACGUUUUUCCCCUCCUCACGAACCGUCGCUGGGGGCUAGGACUAGAACUGCUCCGCCCGAGACUGCCUUCAAGGCCAUCUCUGGUGCUUCUGUAAGUGCCAACAGUUCUAUUCCCAGAUCUGUUCUUAUGCUCGAUGCUGUUUACGACGAUGCCACUGACACUGCGCUUGGGGCUUGCGGUGGUGGUUGUGGAGUCAGGGGGAGUAUUUUGAAUGGCUUUGAGAGUACUUCUUCUUUUACUGCUCUUCCGCUUCAGACGGUGCCCAGAGGUGGGACUGAGCCGUUGGAACGGGGUGGGUUCUUUCUCUCUGGUCCAAUUGAGCGUGGGGUGCUUUCUGGUCCUCUUGAUGCGAAUGUUGAUGGCGCUGGUGCUGCUGCUGCUGGCUCUGGUGGGAGAGUUCAUUUCUCCGCUCCGCUUGGUGGUAUGUACAUGAAGAAGAAGAGGAAGAAAAGCAUUUCGGGGUUUAGGAAGGCGUUUACGAGGAAUUUUUCCGAUAAGCGGCCGUGGGUGGUGCCAGUGUUGAAUUUCGGUGGCCGGAAGGAGAACUCGACGGCGGGAGAUGAGCCGGAGGUGAGGAAUGAGAGCGAUGUUCAAUGGGCGCUUGGGAAGGCUGGGGAGGAUCGUGUACAUGUGGUUGUAUCGGAGGAGCAAGGGUGGUUGUUUGUUGGGAUUUAUGAUGGGUUUAAUGGCCCUGAUGCGCCGGAAUUCUUGAUGGGGAAUCUCUAUAGAGCAGUCUUCAAUGAGCUUCAGGGAUUGUUUUGGGAAAUUGAUGAUAGUGAGGAGGCUGCUGCAAAUGUGGUUGCAGAGAGUACCGUCAGUAUAAACGAAACUAAUGCUGACCCGUCUACGAGAGCCUCCAGUCAAACGAUUGAAACUAAUGGGAGUGUUUCAGUAGUUGGAAAUGAAGGGGAAAAGGAACAACAGGUCCCUGAUCGAGGAUCAGUGAAGCGAGUUACGUUUCAAUCCGUGGAUGGAUCGGAGCAUAGGCGUAGGCGGCAGCUGUGGGAGUAUUUAGCAGAGGACGAUACACAGGAUGGACUUGAUCUUUCAGGUUCAGAUAGAUUUGCAUUUUCAGUUGAUGAUGCGCUUAGUGUAAAUAGUGCAGGUUCAGUAGCUGGUAGAAGGUGGCUGUUAUUGUCCAAGUUAAAACAAGGGUUGUCAAAGCAUAAAGAGGGUCAUCAUCAUGCUAAGACUUUGUUCCCGUGGAAGUAUGGUUUGGGAGAUAAAGAGAAGGUUGAGGAGGCUGAGAAUAGGGUGGAGGAGACAUCUUAUCGAAGUGGUAAAAGGAGAAAGGAAGGUUUAAUCGAUCAUGAGUUGGUGUUGGGCGCAUUGUCAAGGGCUCUUGAGAUAACUGAAUUAGCAUAUUUGGAUAUGACAGAUAAGUUGCUCGAUACGAAUCCAGAGCUUGCUUUGAUGGGUUCUUGCUUGUUGGUUGUGUUAAUGAGGGAUGAGGAUGUGUAUGUAAUGAAUGUGGGUGACAGCCGUGCCAUUGUUGCACAGUAUGAGCAACAAGAAGUUGGCCCAAAUCAAGACUUGAAAGAGGAGGGCGACAAAAGAGCAGGCAUGGAGGGUAUAAUUGAGGAGUCUGCAGAUACGAGUGAAGGCAAAAUAACUCGAACAAACCAACCUUCGUCUCAGACAGCGAGAUUAACUGCAUUGCAGCUAUCCACCGAUCAUAGCACGAGCAUUGAAGAGGAAGUAAAAAGAAUAAAGAAUGAGCACCCUGAUGAUAAACAAUGCAUUGUCAACGAUAGAGUGAAGGGCCGUCUAAAGGUUACAAGGGCAUUUGGUGCAGGGUUUUUGAAACAGCCAAAGUUGAACGAUGCGUUAUUGGAAAUGUUUCGGAAUGAGUAUAUUGGUACUGCACCAUAUUUAUCAUGCAUGCCUUCUCUUCGUCACCAUAGACUCUGCCCCACAGAUCAAUUCAUCGUGCUCUCAUCUGAUGGAUUGUAUCAAUAUCUAACCAACGAAGAAGUGGUUUCUUAUGUUGAGAACUUUAUGGAGAAGUUUCCAGAUGGAGACCCUGCACAGCACUUGAUAGAGGAGCUUCUUUGCCGUGCUGCUAGAAAAGCAGGAAUGGAUUUUCACGAAUUGUUGGACAUCCCACAGGGGGAUCGGAGGAAGUAUCAUGACGACGUUACUGUUAUGGUCAUUUCACUUGAAGGAAGAAUCUGGAAAUCCUCAGGAAAAUACCUUUGAAAGACUUUCAUAAAUCUCUGGUCAAGUGAAACGACAUUCGUGCCUUCAACUCGGAUGGUGCUCUGCAAGUGACAUGAACAUACAACCGUCCCAUAUUUCAUGGAUCGCCUUACGUUUUUUCUUUUGCAUCUCAAACAGCAAGCCAGCCUGAAGAAAUUGGACGAACUCAUGUGAUAUUGACGAAAAGGCUACAAGUUGGAUGCACGUUCCAAAGGCGCAACUAGAUGCCACAGUUUGGUUUGGAGGAUGAACAACAGUCAAUUGGAAAAUUUAACUUCUUUCACCUUCUAUUAUCUAUUGUUUCCUUCCCCUUUUAGACAGACACCUCCAAGGAAGAAAGCAUUUUUGCAUAGGGAUCAGGCACUUGCCAUUCGUUUGUGCCUCUUUUUAUCAUUUUAGGCCAAAAAAGAAAGAAAAAAAA